Molecule: messenger RNA, 7754 nt
Organism: Acanthaster planci (crown-of-thorns starfish)
Lineage: Eukaryota; Metazoa; Echinodermata; Asteroidea; Valvatida; Acanthasteridae
Gene: dna2
Product: DNA replication helicase/nuclease 2
Biological process (GO): replication fork reversal
Cellular component (GO): cytoplasm
Molecular function (GO): single-stranded DNA helicase activity; 5'-flap endonuclease activity
Source: RefSeq, a predicted model, not a curated record
CAUUUUUCAAAGGUAAUCCGUCACUGUUUUUAAACAGUAUACCACUGUUUUGGGCAUAGCGCGCCUGCAGAUUACCACCAUGGACAAAAAUGUUCCAGGGCCACAUUGAUGAGCGACACAGCACCACUGCACGCUAAUCCCACCAUGUUUGAAACAGACACCACCUGCAUUCCCUGGGGACAAAGGAAAUUACGCAACACCUCACAAUUCUGGGCUCUCUUUACAGGGCGGCAGGCCAGGCUGAAAUAUUCAGGAGUCAAUGAGGGUUGCCUGUCAGCUUAGAGUAGCCACCGAAGAGUCAUUUGUGAGGGUGCAUUUAUAAAGAAUUUUGAAAUCUUGAAACUCACCCGUAUGUGUGCACUGCAUUUUUAAAAGCACCAGGCCGUAUGUGGUUAAUAACAGGAAAUGUGUUUAUGAAAUGUGAGGAAUUGGAGGAUAAAUAGCAGUCAGCCAUUUCACCAUUUUAAUGGCUUGAAAUUGUGAGAUAUCUUCACAUGCCAGCAGUGGCUUGAGUUUGGUUUAUCAAUAUUUUUAAAACCGACAGAGUGUGUGAGGUGUAUGUAAGAUGCAAACAUGCAAACAUAUUCAACCGUCCAAAAUGUCAACUUGUGCUGCUGUGUUAAACUUUAAAGGAACUGUCCAAGGAUUUUUGGUUUGUGAAAAGUCACCUCUCGGGCCUUGUUAUGCUGAAGGAGGUGACGGUGUCAGUUUGGGGGAACCAAACAAGGCACAUUUGUUUUAGCUGUAGCUGGAAGUUCUUGGAUAGAAAGAAUUUGUUGGAGUGUCUUAAAUUUGGAUUCUUCAAUCAAUGUCCCUUUUUUCUCCUGUAUUUUUUGACAUAAGAUUUUUUUUUUUGGGGGGGGGAAUAUCUUGAAUAAAAUUAAUGGCGAAAACAAAAGCAAUCGUGCUUGAAAGAACACGGCCCUUCUUUUUUUGUUUAUAGAAGCCAGUGACAAAAACGAGCAUAUUGAGGCCAAUAAAUCAUCUGAAUUUCAUUUGUUGACCAAGUCAGUUUCUUAUGGCUUGUCACUGGCACUCUCUGUUUUUUAUAACAUGAAGGAAGCCCAAUUCUGAACAGGGCAAUAAGCGUUAACGUCUGAGAAAUUUGCAUGCAAGUGGUUCUGAAAGUUGUGUUUAAAGGAAAAAAUUACAGCGAAGUAAUGUUUGACAGGAAAUAUCUUUGUCAACCAGCUGCCAGGUUGUAUGCCUCUCCAUAUAAAUGGAACAAACAUGAAAUAUGUUAAUUCCCACUUUGAUUUGAUAUGUGUCUUUCGACUGUAUUAACUAUUUUCCUGAAUUUUAAAGUAAGUGAGGGUAUAUUGCAUCGUUAUGGCGCUUCAACCAGGGCGGAUGCAGAGGGAAUGUGGUUAAAAAUGACUAAAUAAAAAUGAAGAAAAAGCGGGGCCACACUCCCUGAAAUUGCACCACAGUGCAUCUAGAAUUCAAUCCAGUCCUAGAAUCCCUUAAGCGGGCCCUGGGCAGCAUGUUGUAAGGACUGCGCGCCAUGCGCUAGCUCGCAUUAUGUCAUUGCUACUUUAGUUCACGCACCCACCCCCACCUUUUGGAAAAUCCUUGAUCCGCCGAAGUUCAUGGCAUAUAUUGAACGCUUGAGGGCGCAAUAAAUUUGUGCAACCGCGCGUAAUUUACAUCCCUAUCGUCCAUAUCGCCAGCGCAGCGCUCCAUGCCAAGCUUGUCUGUGACUUCUUUUCAUAUAGACUAUGACUGAUUUCGGUAAUUAUUUCUAGGCCUGCAGAUUCUUUUGUGUAAAAUACAGCUUAAGCCUGAUAUGAAUAUGGUUGUGCAUGGGUCUUUAACGUAGUUGCUUGGUGUCAUUACUUAGUGCCAUGUGUUGCCAUACAUGAUAACAUGUCAAGUUUGGAAUCGUCAUGAUUGUCGGUCGUCGUCAACAAUGCAAUGCAUGCACAACAGUGUAGGCCGUCAUGAUGUAGCUAGUCGAGUCUGGGCUUAAGCCUUAGCUUAGUCAGAGUUUGUCUUCCAAGAAAUUUCAAAUAAAGGCUGAAGUGCAGCUAGCUGAUCUGAUCAUGGGCAAGACGACAAAGAAAUCAGAGGCAGGUACACUCAUCAAAGGGCAGACAUCCCUGAACAGGUUCUUCUCAAAACAGCCACCCGGUGGGCAGUCCAAGUUAUUUACUCAGGUCUUGCUUGGCUCAAAACCCCCCACAGCACUUCCUCCUAAAACUACCGCCUCCCGUCAGUGCUUCAAGAUAACAGCUGAUGAUGACGACUGUGAUUUUCAGCCAGUCAAGAAGCUGAAGAGCCCUCCCUCUACAAAUGGGAAAAAUGCAAAGCCUGCCAAACCGGCCCAAGGCAAAGAGAAGCCUUCUGCAAGGAAAUCUGACCACGGGUGUGAGAAACCUCUUACAGUUGACAGCCUGAUUGCCAGACAUCUGCAUCAAGACAAACUGCAGCAAACUUUCUCAAAAGAUGACAGAAUUAGUGAUAUAAAGGCUAUCAGGAACGUUCAGCAUGCUGAGAACAACAGUCAGGAUUUCUCAGGUCUCAGCCCUGGACCAACAUCCAAGACAAAUUCCUCACAGAAAGCCGAAGCCACAAUAUGCGUCAAACCCGAAGGACAGCCUAGCGGCUACCCCGGUAAAAUUGCCUCACAAGAGAACCAAGGAUCACCAAUAACUGUCAUUCCAGAAACACCAGAGGUUGUUAUCAACUCCAACAAGACCAAAUCAAGAAUCGCUAAGCCACCCUUCAGUGAUGACGUGACACCCACCAGAAACAUCCAUGCUGCCUUUUCUACUUUUGUGCCAGAAACCCCAACAACUGCCAAGCCUGAAGAUGAGCACACGGCUGAAACACGGAGUAAAAUAAAACAAAGAAACACCUCCACAAGGGGUGGAGUAAGACACUCGCGUAGGGGAGCAAGAAGAAGUAGUGGUGAAGGUCAACCUGGAGAAAACUCAUCUUCCUUCAAAUUUCUUGAGAAGAACACAGGAUCGUGUGUUAAUAAAAGAAAAGUUGACUCUCCAGAUUUGCUCCAAGAAAUGCUUCAAGAGUAUGCCCAGUCAGUGAAGACUGUGGAUGUCAGAAAGGAUCUGCCGACUAAUCAGAGUUUGCUCUGUCAUGGACUUGCAAAAUCUCAGGGAACAGAAAGCAAACCUGAUCGCAAUCCGUUUGCAAGCAAGUCUGACGGACUGGUUCCAAACCAAAAUGCCUACCAAGAUGACAGACCAAGAGUCAUUGCAGAAUUGACAUCAUCUGUCUGCUUGGAAACAUCAGAACACUCCCGGGAGGACAUUAAUGAGAUGGUGAAUCCUUCCAUCAAAUGUGAUCUGGACGUGAAUGAGAAGCAAGGUUUUGACCCAUUAGAAGAGAUGCUCCACGAGUAUGCAGCAUCAUCAAUUUUGCCAACUAUAGACAGUGCUAUUUCUAAUCAAUCAAAAAUGAAAUUAAGCAAAAGCCUGCGAGGUAAACAUGUGAUCCAUGCUGCCAGACCAUCCUCAAAACUCUCAAAGACCUUCAGAAAGAAGCAGAGAUCAGACGACAGCCCAGCAAAACUUGGGAACCUUAUUAAGACAGAGCACAGUGAAAUUUUGUUUGAAAGCAGAUUUAGUAAAUUGGAGGCAGACGAAUCUCACCAUUGCAAAGAAUUGCAGAAUAUUUUGGUUUCCACUGCUGUAGAUGAUUCAAUUGACGAUCAGAUAUCAGGCCAUGAUGCUUCAGAGAAAGAUUUACUUGACUCAAGUGCAAAGAAGAAAUCAGCAAAUCCAUUUGCUUUGAGACCAUCCAAAGUAAAGCUCAAGGCAUCGGUCUUGCAUAAAACUAGCAGUGGUCAAUCAAAACCAGCAGCAUUUAAAACCCGGCUUAAUACUCGGAAGAGAUCCCCUUGUAAGGGGAACUCCCCCUAUGCAAAACGGAUGUUAACCAGUCACCCAGUGUAUGAGGUUCACAAUUCUGAUACGGACAGAUGUUGUGGGGAAAUUAAUUUGUCCUCUCCAAAUGUUGAGAGGAUCCCUGAGGUCCUUGUUGACAGAAAAGCCCACUCAGUUAUGACAGCCAAAAAGUCACUUUUUCAAGACGAAAAAGAAAACUUUUUAUCCGGGGAUAGUGAGGUUUCCAAAGCUGGACCCUCCCCUAGCUCUGAUACUAGCCCAACAAAUCUGGUCGACAAAACCAACAUGUCUGACCCCACAGGGACCGGAUCCCCCAUCUUGAAAGAGAGAAACUCACCAAGUGUCAUGAGAGUUCAAGAAAAAUUGCAGGAUUCGAGAGUUGGUGGAAUUACAGAGCCCCCCGCACAAAGGGAAACAAAUGCUCAGCCUUACUUGAGUGAAAUUUCAGACAAGGACCAGCAUCCACCUGCAGUGGUUCAGGACAGUGGUUGGUUGUCAUCACAGGAGAAUGUCCUGUCAAGUCAGGGCACUGGUGCAUUAUGGGAAGACCAACUCAACGACUCAUUUCUUGCGGCCAUGGAUAUGGAGUACAUGGAGACUGGUGUGAAUGCCAAGGAGAAGAAACUGGAUAGCAUUGAGUCUCAGGUCACUAGAGAAUUCAGUCAUCUAUCACCGUUUAAAAGCACUUCCCAGAAGAAUACGGCCCCUCUUCCGGCCGACUUGAACCGUUACAGGGUUACAGGCAUCCAAGAUGGCGGCAGUGAGAAGAAGUUACAGUUGCUUUGUCUAACAGAGCACAAGAACAAAGUUUGCUGCCUAAAGGGAACUUGGCUGAAUACUCUGGUGGAGGAAGGCGACAUGGUGGCCGUCCACGGACGGUUUGACUCCAGCGGGAUGUGCACCAUAGACCAGCAGAAUCACUUCCUGGUGGUUCACCCUGACCGACUGCUGACUGGCACCAACAUCUCACGCAGUAUCCACUGCAUGAGGAGGUCAGUGCUGAGUGAAAAGUUUAAAGGAAUGGACAAAGCAAGUAAACCCAUGCUCCUAGGUACCAUACUCCAUGAUGUUUUCGAUAAGGCGAUAGAAGGGAAGAAUUUUGCUGCAGAAAGUCUUCUGAAGAUUGUUGACAGAGUCUCGCACCAGUUGCCCUACCUCAAAGACAUGUAUGCUGUUGGUAUGACUGAGCAAGAUGUUCUUGAUGACGCUCAAGAAUAUGUUGGACCUAUGAAGCAAUGGGCAGACAGAUAUCUGCAACCAAAUCCAAAGCAGAGUGCCACAGUAGAUGUCAAAAUGCCUGGACAGAACCACAGUGAGAAAUAUAAUGUCUGUAUUUCUGGGGUGAAGGACAUUGAAGAAACAGUCUGGUCUCCCAGGUGGGGGACAAAAGGCAAGGUGGAUUUGACAGUAGAAGUCAAGAUUCAUCAACGGAAUCUGCAAGGCAGGAAGACUCAGAUGACUGUCCCCCUUGAGCUGAAAACUGGACGACAGACCAACUCCAUCGAGCACAGGAGUCAGUUAGUGUUAUACAGUUUAAUGCUGGAUGACGUUCUGGACGGCCCAGCCAGUGACUUGGGUCUGUUGCUGUAUUUGAAGACAGGAGCCAUGUUGGCUGUCCCUGCUAAUCACAUGGACAAAAGAGAACUCAUACACUUAAGAAACCAGCUUGCAUACUACAUCAGCCUGCGUGCCAAGCUGGCUAAUGAUGGAAAGUGGAUGUUGCCGUGGUUACCAGCCCCAAUCGAGGAUGACUUCACCUGUGGCCAUUGCCCGCAGCUGGUCAGCUGUGCAUUGCUACAGAGAAUGGACAAUGAGAUGGGUGUUGGUCACCAGUUGAGUGAAGCUGGGCACCAGUUCUUUAGGGACCAGCUUAGCCACCUGUGCCCAGCCCAUGUUGAGUACUUCAGUCACUGGUAUUUGCUAUGCACCCUGGAGGGUAUGGCAAGUGAAAAGAAGAACUUAACCAAUCAGAUCUGGUCAACGACGGCCCAGGAAAGAGAGCUGAGCAGCAGGGGCCAGUGUCUGAGUGGUUUACUGUUGGCUGGAUGUAGACACAACAAAACGCAAGACACCUACCAUCUUACCUUCAAACGAUCAACCAAUCAUCUUGGAAUUGUGCAUCCCCCUAGCAAAUCCAUAUUAGAGUUUGACGUUUCCACUGGAGAUCGUGUGGUGGUUUCCGUAGAGGGAACCAGGCAAGUAGCGACUUGCACAGGGUUUGUAGAGAGCAUCACAUCUACAGAAGUGAAAAUCAAAUCAGAAAGACCUUUACAGUCCAACGGGAGAGGCAGCCAGGCCUUUCGCCUGGAUAAAGACGAUGCUUACAACACCAUGGCAUCCAGUCUGGUCAAUUUAGCCCAACUGAUGCGCAAUGAUGAAAAUGCUUUCCGACUUCGUAAGCUCAUAGUGGAACUAAGUGAACCUGGGUUUGACAGUCAACCACAGAUUCCUGACUCCGCCAAGGCUAAAGUGGCUGAAAUCUUAAGCUCGUUGAAUACAGAUCAACAGACAGCCAUCAAUUCAGUAUUGAAGAGCCACGAUUAUACAUUGAUCAUUGGCAUGCCAGGCACAGGCAAGACAACAACCAUUGUGGCCCUGGUUCGCAUCUUGUAUGCUUGCAAUCUCUCUGUACUACUGACAAGCUACACACACUCCGCUGUCGACAACAUUCUCCUCAAGUUAACCAAGUUUGGCUUGUCUCCUCUGAGACUAGGAGAAGUGCAUCGCAUUCACCCUGAACUAGCUGCAUACUCUGAGAAAGAAUUGCUGAGUGGAGCUAGGAGUGUCCAGCAGCUGGCUUCGCUCUUCGAAACAAAGCUUAUUGUUGCUACAACUUGCCUCGGUGCCAAGCACGCCCUCCUGACCCACCGCAUGUUCGACGUCUGUAUUGUCGAUGAGGCUUCCCAGAUCAGCCAACUGGUGUGCCUUGGGCCGCUCUUCCAUGCCCGGCGCUUUGUCUUAGUUGGUGACCACAAGCAGCUUCCUCCGCUUGUUCAAAGUGGUGUUGCAAGGCAGCUAGGAAUGGACGAGAGCCUUUUCCAACGACUCGGUGUCAAACACGAGUCCCACCCAUUGGCCACAGUCCAGUUGAGUCUCCAAUACCGAAUGAACUCUGACAUCAUGAUGUUGAGUAAUGCGCUGGUGUAUGAAGACAGGCUUCAGUGUGGAAAUGAAAAGGUUUCCAUGGCAACACUGCGUCUACCCAAAUGGGAUUCUGUCAAAUCGGAACUCUUAGCAGGGUCCGGUGACAAUUCAUGGACACUGAAAGCUCUCCAGCCAGCAACCACUGUAUGCUUCCUCAACACUGACAAGGUCAAGUCCCCAGAGUCUUUGGGUGAGAAGCACACAGUCAACUCAGCAGAGGCCAUGCUGGUGAAGUAUCUUGUCUUUUGUCUCAUGAAGAGUGGCUGCACAGCUGGAAACAUCGGCGUCAUAUCUCCUUAUCGUAACCAGUGCAAACUGCUGGGAACCAUGCUGGAUGACGGCAUUGAAGUGAACACCGUGGACAAGUACCAGGGAAGAGACAAAGAGGUCAUCAUCGUGUCUUUCACCGUCAAGGACCAACAAUCGGAGAGCGGUUUUCUGCUGCAAGACAUUCGUCGUUUGAACGUCGCUCUUACAAGAGCCAAACUCAAGCUGAUCCUGAUUGGCUGCAUCAGAGUUCUCAGGGAGAAUCCACCAAUGGAACAGCUCAUAGGGUGCUUACAAACAGCUAACUCCAUCUCUGAUCUGCCUGUAGACGCGUGCAGUACAAGCAUUACAUCUUUGGGUCAGACGUGAAGAUGUGCAACUAACACAUUGGCCUGCUAAGUUGCCUAUACCCAGCAAGAAAUGAGACCGAGGGGUAACCCCCCCAACAUGGCCAAUCCCUAUACACAUUCCAGACUA